Molecule: messenger RNA, 1819 nt
Organism: Acaromyces ingoldii
Lineage: Eukaryota; Fungi; Basidiomycota; Exobasidiomycetes; Exobasidiales; Cryptobasidiaceae
Product: N-terminal nucleophile aminohydrolase
Exons: 2
Coding region: 41-1765 (574 amino acids)
Molecular function (GO): hydrolase activity
Source: RefSeq, a predicted model, not a curated record
AGGCGACCGUUCCGGGUAGGACGAGAAGAGGCAGAGGACGAUGAUUGUCACGACGAACGAACGGCUGCCCAAGCUCUCGCUUGAGGGUGCCAGGAAGGGCAGCCACCGGCCCACGCUGGCGAUCCACGGAGGAGCAGGACCCGCGGCGAAGCCCAACAUCCCCAAGGAGCAGGAAGAGGCCUACCGAGCAGCGCUCCGCCGGUCGCUCGCCCAGGGUAAUGCCAUUCUCGAGGCGGGUGGGUCGGCACUCGACGCCGCCUGCGCGGCCGUGGCGUCGAUGGAGGACGAUGCGCUGUUCAACAGCGGACACGGCGCCGUCUUCAACAAGGCUGGCUUCAACGAGCUCGAGGCGUCGGUCAUGGUCGCCCAGCCGCCGCCGCCGCGGCUGUCACCUCUCGUCGCGGGGCAGGCCGAUGCACAGCGCAACCGGCGGUGCGCCUCUGCGAUCCUCGUCCGCAACACGCGGAAUCCCAUCUUGCUGGCCAAGGCGCUGCUGCAGAGCGCAAGCAAGAACCCGCACGUCAUCCUGAGCGGGCGCACCGCCGAGGAGAUUGGCUGGAGCGCAGGCUGCGACAGGGUCGACUCGAGCUACUACUACACCCGCGAGCGCUGGCUGGAGCACUGCCGCGAACUCGGCCUGCCUGAUGAAGUCGACCCGGGCCGGUGCGACGGCGCGAGCCGGUCGACGUCGGACCUGUCCGAGGGCACGACGGCACUCGACGAACCUCCCUCGUACGGCUCCCUCGAGGCACGGUCGAAUGCCACGCCUUCGCUCGUCUUUUCUUCCAGCAGGGCCACUGACGACGAGAAAGAAGAGGGGCGGUCGAGGAGCAGCAGCAGCAGCGACGGCGACGGCGAUGGCGACAGCAUCGUCAUGACACCCAGCGGCCGCAACUCCAUCGACGACGAUGUCCGCGGCGACCUGGGCAUGGAGGGUCUGUGGACCUUUGACUGGCACGGUGGUCAGCCAGGGUCGACGCUGACGAGGCGCGACGCUGCUGCUGCUGCUGCUGCUGGCCAGGCCCCAGCUGAGGUCGCACAAGAGCAAAGAGGGCCGCUCGACUGGCGACCGACGGGCACCGUGGGCGCCGUCGCCCUCGACGCCGACGGCAACCUCGCCUGUGCCACGUCCACGGGCGGCAUCACCAACAAGCUGCCUGGCCGCAUCGGCGACACGCCCACGCCCGGUGCCGGCUUCUGGGCCGAGUACUGGCACCAGGACAGCGGACGGUCGCGCAUCAUUCGGCACGAUGCAGCAAAGAAAAGCCCAAAAGAGGCCGACGGCACCAGCAAAAAGAGCAGGGGCUUCUCUUUUCCUUCCCUCAGCUGGCUCUGCGGCGUGGGAGCCACAGGCGACGAUGACGACAGCGACUUCGAAGUGGCUCCCCAGCAGCAGCAAGAGAAACAGACGAGGCAGCCCUCGCCUGCAAGGGCACCAUCGACAUCGAUGGACGCCGCGGCCCGGCCAAGUGGUUUCAAGGGCGUGGCCUUGUCGGGCACGGGCACGGGCGACUACUUUCUGCGCUCCAGCUUCGCCUCGCUCCUUGUUCAUCGCAUGCGCUUCCUGGGCGAGGACAUCGACCAGGCUGGACGCCACGCCAUCGACGAGAUGGGCCACCUGGGCGGCGUGGGUGGCGCAAUCUGCGUCGACGAGGCUGGCCACGUCGCCUUUCCCUACUUUGGAUCGGCCACAUUCAACCGAGGCUAUAUUCGGCCCGGUCACGGUGCCAAGGUGGCCGUCUACCCCGACGAGGAGUGUGCCUGAGCGCGCCAUUCUCUGCAUGCGCUGUGAUUUAAUGAAUAUUCCUGCUCCCCUUCC